UCAUCGUCCAUCACACGUGAAUAUUGGAAGGAACACAUCCAGCGUGUUUGUCAUUGAGCAUGCGUGGUCGAUGGUCUGCACAGGCAGAACGACGUCUUGAAGAAUGCCCAAGGGACCCAAAGGCACGGAACCCAAGGCCGGCACAGAGAAUCGCGUGGUGCCAGCUUACCCACCAUGCAAUGCUCGAUUGCUCGUCGAUGGCGGGGGUGCAGGCGCAGGCGCAGGCUCGGCGGAUAUGCUGGAAGAGCUCGACAUUCGACUUUCAGGCUUGCCCUUCAAGCAAUCGGAUAGCUACGAGUCCUCAGGACGCGGGGCAGGCGAACCAUCAUGGAAGCAUAUCGCGGUGGCGGAUAUGCAUACGGCGGUGGAGCACUGGGAGAGCGUCAUGCAGGCGUUGGUGGAGCAUCCUGAAAGGAGCAGUUCUUGGAUCUCACGCGCAGACAUUGUCCAAUCCCGCACUUGGGCAACUCCUCCGAUGCGCGUGGGUGGGUGGAGCAAGCUGAAAAGCGUACAUCGACGCAUCAUACCUCGCAAAGCUCAAGCUGAUUGGCCCAUCGAGCAAGAAUGCUGUUUCUACGAGCGAUAUCGUGAGAUCAAGGCGGCAAAUGAUGGUGAAGAAUGCAAGUUGAGAGACGCUUUGGUUGUGUAUACGUGCUACAGAUCUCGCUCAGGCACUACUUCCAUUGGACAAAUGCGAGAUGCCGCCACAUCUCAUCGCAGGAAUGCCUGGAUGGGAGUACAGGCUAAAGAUGCAAGUCAGCACGCAGACGAGUCCCAAAUUCCACUCGAGCUGCCGACGAGUGUAGAUGAGAUUCCCUUCUACCAUCCAGCGGUGCGAGCCAUUGCUUUUCAAUUUCUCACGCUACCAGAAGCAGCGGUCUCUAGCUCGCUCCCAGACGAGAGUCUUGCAGAGAGGGGCAUCGGACGGAUCUCCAUUGUUCCAUUCUCCUCGACCAGCUUUCCACUGCAAGCUACAGACCGUCUCAGUCGGACAGCGCUCUCUCUCCUCACACUUCAAUCCAAGCAUGCCUGGGGCGCUUUACACUCCUACGAAAAGCGAGUGACGCACGAUCGUCUAGUUGGCAAAGAAGAGUACAUGGACACUUAUUCGGAACUCAAGAGAUUGCACGCUGCAAGAUUAAUCGAUACGUGGUGCGAAGUGACGGACGCUGAUAAGCACGUCUUUGAAGAUUUGGGCAUAGCUGCUUGGCUGAUGUGUCUUUGGAAGGACAUGUACGCGCAUGCUUGCCCAAGCAGCACAUCUGGCGAGACCUCGACAUCCGCGGACGAGAAAGCAAAACGACCGUGGGAUAGCUGGGGAAGACCACCGGGGGGUUUUGUGGACGUAGGCUGUGGGAACGGUUUACUUGUACAUAUCCUCAACGCAGAGGGCUACACCGGAUACGGUUUCGAUCUUCGAGCGCGAAAGUCUUGGGAUGUUCAUAGAAGCGCACCAGGCGGAGCAAGCCUACACGUCUACUCUCUCGACGUUCCCCUCUACAUUGCUUCCCUUCUCAACCCCGACAUGUCCGAUCCAAGCGCCGACACAGGCGGAACUUUCAUUGAAGGCAACACGCCUAUCUUUCUACCAGGCUGUUUCCUCAUCGCUAACCAUUCGGACGAACUCACACCAUGGAUCCCAGCGCUCGCUGCGCUCAUCCCUGGCUGCAGCUUUGCGAAUAUUCCCUGUUGCGCAUGGAACAUUGACGGCUGCAAAUUUGGUCGAACCCGCUUUCGUGUAGAGAAUGAAGAAGUUUGUCAUCUGCUUGGUCUGAGCGAAGACUCGGGUGGCGUUCAUUGGACGGAAGAGACGAGUGCAGCUGCACGACUACGGAGCAAGAUGACGAACGAGCUGGUACAGCAAACGCAACAAGCUUUGCUUUUGGGCCCGUCCAACGCAGGUUCAAACGUCACGUCGACCACAUCAGCCUCUCGAAACAUAGCCUACAUCCACUACAUUUCCCAUCUGCACCUCAGCGCAGGGUUUCAGAUAGAGAAGGAGGUAUUGAGGAUACCCAGCACGAGAAAUUGGGCUCUGCUCGGUCGUCGAAGAACAUGGGAAUUGCUUAUAAAUUCGGAAACAGAGGAAGAGCAAAGCCAACGGAGGAAGCGUGUGGAGGAUGCUGUGAGGGCCAGAAUGACGCGGGAUGUAGAGUGCGCUAGGAACAAUGCGUGGAAAGCUCGGAUACCUGAAGGCAAUGCCGGCAAGAAUGUACACUAG
Molecule: messenger RNA, 2221 nt
Organism: Ceraceosorus guamensis
Lineage: Eukaryota; Fungi; Basidiomycota; Exobasidiomycetes; Ceraceosorales; Ceraceosoraceae
Product: DUF1613-domain-containing protein
Exons: 2
Coding region: 104-2221 (705 amino acids)
Biological process (GO): tRNA methylation
Molecular function (GO): tRNA (uridine) methyltransferase activity
Source: RefSeq, a predicted model, not a curated record